AUGCUAUUAUUAAAUGUUGUAGAUAUAACUAGUUUCAAUACUACCUUUUUUUCUUGUUUUGUUUUUAUGAAAGGGGAAGAGAAGGAUGAUUAUAAAUGGGCUCUAACAAAUAUUAUAAGAAUAUUUGAUGAAGAGAAACUGAGCAUUAUUAUGACUGGCAAAGAACUAGCACUCAUGAAUGCUCUUGAAAUGAUCUUACCUAAUUCAACAAAUCUACUUUGUGUAUGGCACAUUAGCAAGAAUAUUUUAAAAAAUUAUAAACUACAGUUUCUAAAAGAAAUGGAAGAAGGCAGAACAACUGUAACAUCUCGUAUUGAGGGUUUACAUGCUACAUUAAAAGCAUACUUGCAGAUGUUUAAAGAAGACCUUCACCAUGUUUACAUAGCAAUAUCUUUAGUGGCAACCAACCAAAAAAAAAAACUCGAUACUAUGAUUGCAUCAAAAUGUAUUCGUAUCCUGGCCUUUGCUAUUAACAAUUCUUUGUAUAGAAAUAUUAAGGAAUGGCCAGAAUUCCAGCAAUUAGCUGUACAAGAUACAUUAAAAAGCAUUAUUGAUAAACUUUCAAUGGCCUUACAAAAUCCUGGUAUAGUCUGUACCAAAGGUCAUCCCUCUGGAGCUCCUAAUAACCAAAAAGUUAACUCAACUAAAAGAGAUCCUUCUGGCUUCGAAUUAGUAGAUCCCAAA
Cetraspora pellucida is the source of this 684-nucleotide messenger RNA. NCBI's taxonomy places the organism in Eukaryota, Fungi, Glomeromycota, Glomeromycetes, Diversisporales, Gigasporaceae. The record is from the annotation of a GenBank genome assembly.